Molecule: messenger RNA, 1502 nt
Organism: Ziziphus jujuba (common jujube)
Lineage: Eukaryota; Viridiplantae; Streptophyta; Magnoliopsida; Rosales; Rhamnaceae
Exons: 7
Coding region: 55-1281 (408 amino acids)
Source: RefSeq, a predicted model, not a curated record
GAAAGAGGCACUGAAGAUUAUGUAGACCGAGAUGACCUAUGGAUACGGGCACGUAUGGGGAAGGAUGGAAAAUAUGCAAAUGAAGAAACUGAACAUGUAGCGGAAAAAAUUAAUGACUUAAAGAAGAAGGCAAUAGAAGGAGAAAUUCGGCCUUCAUCUUCGGUGGAUAUCCUCACACAAGGUUUGGGAAAAGAGGAGUAUGGAGGUAGGCUUAGGGGUCGAGGAAAAGGAUACACGGUGACUAACUUUUUCCAUACUCCUAAGCCGAAUUCACAAAAAAAGACCAAGUCGGAGGGAAGUGGAAACAAUGCAGUCUAUGAGAUGCUGCUCAAAGGUCUGGUGGCGAUCGUUAGAAAUUCAAGCAGCAGCAGCACUGCCCAAGUUGAUGUGCUCAUAUGGGCAUGUGGUAUUGACAUUCCGUCACUCACUCAUCCAGCCGAUACUGUUGCUGCUCCUGGGACCCAAGUCGAUGAUGUUGCUGGUCAAGGGACCCCCCCAGUCGAUGACAUUGAUGCUGUUGGGACCCAAGUCGAUGAUGUUGCUGCUCAUGGGACCCCCCCAGCUGAUGAUGUUGAUGCUCCUGGGACCCAAGUCGAUGAUGUUGCUGCUCAUAGGACCCAAUCUACAUCUUGGAUUGAUGCUCCUCGGAUCUAUCUUGAGGGUGUAAAAUGCAAUCUUGCACAAGGCAAUGUUGGCCAUAUAGUAGCACGUGGCACUUUGGUUCCUUCGCUGCCAACGGAUAUGUGCCAUGGUGUGAAGCUAGGUGCAGCAAAUUAUAAGGUCACUGUUGAUGACGUUAUUGAUGGAUUUGCACCUUUGCCUAUUCCAUCAUUUGACAUCAUACGUGUCGGUGAUGCUGAAGGUGCAUUUAUUGCAUGGCCAAGAGAUCUUGUUAUCUUGCCAUCUGAGGAGGGAAGCUCGAACAGGUUAAAUGUUGAGAAUGAUCAAGAUGAUAAUGUUGAUCCCUUAGUCGUUACCCCAACGAUCCGAGAGUUGCUACGUUGGAUCAAGGACGUCGAUAGCGAUCAUUUAUGGUUUUUUAAUAUGAAAAAAGAGAUCUUUGGGGAAGAACAACAGUUGGGCAUAGCAAGGAGUGAUAUAAACAAUUUUUGUUACAUGCAAGAAUUAUCUUCCGAAUGCAUCUUGUUCUACAUAAGGCAUUUAUGUGAGGGAUUGACGGGCUCCUUCGAAGGGAAUUAUUGCUUUGUUCAUCUGGAUAUUAUUGCUUCGGUUGGUCAUCCAAACCCUCAUGAACGGAUGAUAAAUAUAUUGAGUAGAUGACAAGAUGCAAGAAAUAAUCAACUUUGGUUCUUUCCUUAUUGUGCAAGGAAUCAUUGGAUGCUAUGUGUUGUUGAUUUAUACAAAGCAGUAGCAUGGUUUUUUGAUUCUUUGAAGACUCAUAAGAAUAUAAUUGAUAAGGAUCUAAAAACUUUGACGAUUCCUUCGUUGCAUGGAACAAAGGAAAGACAUCUGAAAAGAAACUUCGGUGGCAAAAUACUAAG